Juglans microcarpa x Juglans regia is the source of this 815-nucleotide messenger RNA. Its product is annotated as dirigent protein 19-like. The transcript has a single exon. The record is from RefSeq and is a predicted model, not a curated record. Lineage: Eukaryota; Viridiplantae; Streptophyta; Magnoliopsida; Fagales; Juglandaceae. Bases 85 to 678 code for a protein of 197 amino acids.
AACCGCACAUCAGAAAGAAAGAAAAAUGUAGUGCAUCAGUGCAUGUCCUGCCACUCCACUUUCUCAAACCCUUUGUAAACUCUGAUGCUAACAAACACAGCCAUGGCUCUCUCUUUGUUGAACAAAGUCCUUGCUACUCUGCUCUUUGCUCUCCUUUUAUUGAAGCCCACCUCCAGCUCCCACCACCACCACCACCACCACCCCCAUCAUGGGCUCAAGUCCAUCCACUUUGCUCUCUUCCAACAUGAAACGAUAAACAAAACUGGAUACAUCAUAGUGAAUGGUGUGGCAGGACCAGGAGUUAGUCAAACCACCACCCCUUUUGGCACCUUAUUUGCUUUCCAGGAUCCAAUGACUGUCACACCCAAACGGUCUUCAAAACUUGUAGGGAUUGCUGAAGGAACUUCCAUUACUUCUGGUCUGGAUGGGCUUCGGAGCAUUUCUAUUGCUAAGAUCACUUUGAGUUUGAAACACCACAAAGGUUCUGUUUCAAUUGUCGGAGGCACGCACAAUAUAAAGCCUUCCGAUCACCCUGUUGUGGGAGGCACCGGCGACUUUCUGUUUGUGCAGGGAUAUGUGACAUCGUCUCCAGUAAGUCUCGAGGGCCUCACCGUCGUCUAUAAGAUAGAAUUUCACCUCUACUGGCCUCCAUAUGCUUCUCAAACUUCUCUUUCCUGAACAGCUUCGCCUAUGUCCAAAUGAACUCUAGUCAAUAUGUUAAGAAUAAUGGUCUAUAAUGUUAUCUCGGUUGUGAGGGUAUCCUUUCCUCAUUUCUUUUGAACGUUCUUUUGAAUGUGAUGUCUCAUGUUUCAUGA